UCCUUGCAUUUUGCAGAGCAUACUUGAGCGAAUAAGAUCGCAAUUGCCACCAACGAGUGUUUAAUAUUCGACCGUUUUUGUAAAAGCAGACGUUGGAUGUUGUGAAGAAAGAUGGCAGAUUAAGUUUCAUUUAUUUCAAAACGUAGUUAGUGGACUGUUCUUUAUCGCCCAUACGAGCCAUGGAACAAAGAGGACGCAAAUCACGGACCCCGCGACAAUUUUGGUUUGCCUUGAUGGUUGUUUUGGAUAUUUUAUGGAGAGGAGCUACAGCACAGAUCAGAUAUUCAAUAUCUGAGGAGGUUCAAGAUGGAACCGUGGUCGGGAAUAUAGCGAAGGAUUUGGGGCUCGAUAAGAGUGCACUCAAAGACAGAGGGUAUCGCAUUGUAACAGGCUCAACUGAGCCCCUGUUUCAAGUUAAUCAAAAUGAUGGAAUAUUGUAUGUUAAAAAAAGAAUAGAUAGGGAGGAGGUGUGCGACCGGACCAGCCCGUGUUUGAUCAACCUAAAAACUGUGCUAGAAAACCCGCUGGAGAUCCACUACGUGGCGGUGGAAAUACUAGAUAUAAAUGACCACUCGCCUGUUUUUACGGAGAAAGAGAAACGGCUUGAGAUCUCUGAGUCGGCUUUACCAGGGGCGAGAUUUCAACUACAGGCUGCGCGUGACCCCGACGUUGGCCAGUUAUCCAUUCAGCAAUAUCGACUCAGCCUUAACGAGCAUUUUAGAUUAGAAGUGAAGGAUAGAGGCGAAGACCUUAAAGUUCCAUUUUUAGUCCUGCAGAAACAGCUAGAUAGAGAAACAGCCGGGAAACACAAACUGCGUCUUACAGCAGUGGAUGGAGGAAAACCUGCGAAAUCUGGCGCUAUAGAAAUUACUGUGGAUGUGCUUGAUGUUAAUGACAACUCCCCUGUGUUUACAAAAGAGUUGUAUUCUGCAACACUAAAAGAAAAUGUUUCCGUUGACACUGUAGUCAUUCAGUUAAAUGCAACAGAUCUGGACCAGAGUGCAAAUAGCGAAAUAAUAUAUUCAUUUGGUAACGAAGUUGAUGCAAAAUUAAAGGAUAUCUUUAAAAUAGACGCAAACACUGGUGAAAUUAAAGUCAUCGGUAAGAUAGACUUCGAGAAAAGUAAAAGUUAUGAAAUUGACAUUCAAGCGUCCGAUAAAGGACCAGUUCCUCUAACAACUGACAAAAGUGUUAUGAUAACAGUUAUUGAUGUUAACGAUAAUGCACCUGAGAUAGAAGUAACAUCAUUUUCUAGCACUAUCAAGGAGGAUUCAAAGAAGGGAACUACUGUAGCCCUGAUUAGUGUUCGGGAUUUAGACUCUGGAAUCAAUGGAAAAGUCAUUUGCACCAUCAAAGAGGAUGUUCCUUUUACUUUAUCUCCAUCGUUACAGGAAAACAUGUACGCUGUUGUAACCAGGUCUCAACUGGAUAGGGAAAUGGUUGCCCACUUUGAAUUUACAAUUAUCGCUAAAGACACAGGUGAUCCGUCCUAUUCAACUGAAAAGACCAUGAAUGUCGUAGUAUCAGAUGUAAAUGACAACAAUCCAGAGUUUUUAACAAGCCCCUAUGUAUUUUAUAUCACAGAGAAUAACAGUCCCGGAGCCUCAGUAUUUUCAGUUAGAGCUUCUGAUCGUGAUGAAAGCGAUAACGCUGUCAUUUCAUAUCAUAUUCUCAGAGAUGGCAGAGAAGCAAAUACAUUGACCUCAUUUCUAAACAUCAACUCUGAAACUGGAGAUAUUUCGGCGCUAAAAAGCUUUGACUUUGAGACUCUGAAAACGUUCCAGUUCCAAGUUGUUGCCACAGAUUCUGGAACUCCGUCACUAAGCAGCAACGUCACAGUGCACGUGUUCAUUCUGGAUCAGAACGACAACGCUCCAGUCAUCCUGUAUCCGGUCAGCUCUAACGGUUCUGCUGAAGGUGUGGAGGAGAUUCCCCGCAAUGUGAACGCAGGACACUUGGUGACUAAAGUCAGAGCCUAUGACGCUGAUAUAGGAUAUAACGGCUGGUUACUGUUCUCACUGCAGGAAGUUACUGCCCACAGUCUCUUUGGUUUGGACCGCUAUACAGGACAGAUCAGAACACUUCGCUCAUUCACAGAGACAGACGAGGCUGAGCAUAAACUGCUCAUACUGGUGAAAGACAAUGGCAACGUGUCCCUGUCAGCAACAGCUACUGUGGUUGUUAAACUUGUGGAGCCCAGAGAGGCUUUUGCUGCUGCUGAUGUUAAAAGUGCAACAAAGGAUGAUGAGGAUAAUAAUGUGACUUUUUACCUGAUGAUAACUUUGGGCUCAGUCUCAACACUUUUUCUCAUCAGUAUCAUCGUGCUGAUUGCAAUGCAGUGCUCUAAGUCCACAGACUAUACUUCUAAAUAUCUACAAGAGACUAACUAUGAUGGGACACUGUGUCACAGCAUCCAGUACAGAUCUGGAGACAAGCGCUACAUGUUAGUUGGACCCAGAAUGAGUAUAGGAUCUACUAUAGUCCCGGGCAGCCAUGCCAACACACUGGUGCUCCCUGACAGGAGGGGGACAUCUACAGAGGUAAGACAAAUGCAUAUUCAAAAUCCCUUACCUUUCUUACUGUCAUGGCAAUAUGAAUACUUACAUUCAAACAGGUUGAUGUCAAAUAAUUGGUGCAUCUUGUCUUACAUUAAAAUGUAA
Messenger RNA from Gymnodraco acuticeps, 2660 nucleotides. RefSeq names its product protocadherin alpha-8-like. Gene Ontology annotation, molecular function: calcium ion binding. Lineage: Eukaryota; Metazoa; Chordata; Actinopteri; Perciformes; Bathydraconidae. The record is from RefSeq and is a predicted model, not a curated record. Gene Ontology annotation, cellular component: plasma membrane. The transcript has a single exon. Gene Ontology annotation, biological process: homophilic cell-cell adhesion. The coding region runs from base 180 to 2660 and encodes 826 amino acids.